Molecule: messenger RNA, 474 nt
Organism: Linum tenue
Lineage: Eukaryota; Viridiplantae; Streptophyta; Magnoliopsida; Malpighiales; Linaceae
Source: the annotation of a GenBank genome assembly
AAUGACGUGCAGGGUGGCAAUCGAAAUACAGUGGAGCAUGAGGUGCUCGCAGGGAAUUCUGCUGGAUCCACUCAAGAAUCUGAUGCACCUACUACUGAAGGCCAAUCACAGAAUAAAAAGCGGGGGAUAACCAAAGGAUAUGAGGUCAUGAAACGAGUACAAGAUGGUACAAAGAUUGGUGGAAUCUUUCUCCCAGAAAAUGGGCAGUCCUUUGUUGGCCCUAAUGUGAAUUUAUUGAAGACGGAGAUAGGAGUCAUUACACGUCUCAUGGCCCCAUUAAGGAAGUACUAUUGGUCAGAAUUGACUGAAGCUGAAAAGCAACCACUGUUUGCAAAAUUGGAGACUGAGUUUGAUAUAAAUUCAAAUGAUGUAGCUAUAAAAAAGAUUCUCAGUUCUAGAAUGCAAAAGCGGUUCCUCAAUUAUAAGCACCAUUGUAAUAAGCAUUACAACAAAGAUCCUUUGACAGCUCGCUCG